AUGCCUGGCCACUCCACCGCCGCCACUUGUCGCCGCCAGCCACCCAGCGCCGCCGCCACUUCAUCCGCGCCGCCACCCGCAGCAAACCGCAGGGCGCCACGCGUCCUCCCGCGACCCCGCAGCCCUCUCCUCCACCGCCGGCCCGCCCAGGCCCUCAGUGGGCCCGUCGAAGCCCGUCAGGGCCCGAACCCCGCGCUUCGCCGCCCGAACCCCAGCGCCUCCCGCUACGGGCGCUCGAGCGCCUCUCCGCCGCCUCGCUGCCCAGCCGUGCCGGCGUUCCCCAUCGUCGGCCGGAGCCCCGUCGGAUCCCAGGUCACCGUCCCCCCGCCGUCUCCUCUUUCCUCCCCGUCGCACCCUCUCCCUCUCACCCGCGGCCAUGCCGCCGCCGUUUUCUCGCAGGAACCGCGGCGGGAGCCCCUCGUCACCGGGAACCGCGUCCCCGACGGCCGCUGUUCGCCGGAUCCGGCGUCCCCACCCCGGCUCUACAUCCGCCGCCGCCUCCCGCACCGAUCCCCGGCCCCCCUUCGGCCCCGCCUCGUCCCGCGCUCGCCGUAG
Molecule: messenger RNA, 555 nt
Organism: Aegilops tauschii subsp. strangulata
Lineage: Eukaryota; Viridiplantae; Streptophyta; Magnoliopsida; Poales; Poaceae
Source: RefSeq, a predicted model, not a curated record